GAGAAGCAUAUGCAAUCUACAGUGACUGGCGUUUAUAAAGUGCUCCGCCUUCCUCCGACCUGCAAGAAACUGUUUUUUUUCUUCAGUCGGUGGCGCAGUCGACGAACCAAGUUUGGGCAUUAUUUAAUGUUUGUUGACCACCUAAACGAGGAAGCGUCAAGUCGUGGGCGUUAACGGCGGAGCUGUGGUCGUUGUCCGUGUGGGUUGAACUUGCGCGGGGCUUUUACCUUGGAGACCCCGGAAGCCGCCAGGUGAAGAGCAGCUGAGAGACGCACCAGUAAAGACACACUCCCAACUGUCACUUGUUUCGGUGUCUCGUGUGAGUCCAGCAAUGUUCGACCUUUGACAUGAAGAUUCAUAAGAAGAUCCUGCUGCACUACCAGUCCUGCGACUCCCCGGUCGACAAGGAGGGUUACCUCUACAAGAAGGGGGUGCGCAACUCGUCCUACCAGAAGCGCUGGUUCGUCCUGAAGGGGAACCUGCUGUUCUACAAGGAGCGCCGGUCAGAGCGCGAGCUGCUGGGCGUGCUGGUGCUGGAGGGCUGCAGCGUGCAGCUCUGCGAGUCGGACGAGCGCUUCGCCUUCUCCGUGGUCUGGAGCGAGUCUCACGUGGCCGGCGGCCGCGUGUACAAGCUCGCCGCCGAGGACCAGUCCACCCAGGAGAGCUGGCUCAAAGCCCUGCUCUCGGCCAACCACGCCUACCUGCAGCUCCUACUGAUGGACCUGGAGGCUCGCUAUCGGGAGCUAGGCGGGACGUCCCGUCCCGUCCCCCUCAAACCGGCGCCCUACGCCCCUCCGGGUGCUACAGCUUCCUCUUGCACGGCCAAACAACUCCUCCCGGCCCCUCCCGUCCCCCACAAUGCAGCAAUCAGGAAGUCUCCGAAACUGUGGCCAAAGAGAAAUGCAAAUGUGGCGCCCAUAUCUGGGCCCGCCCCGCCUCAGAGGGAGUGGCUAGAGUUUGGGUUGGGACACCAGGAGGAAUUUAUUGAAUUACACACCGAGUUUGGAAAGGAGGUCAUGGAGCUGAUCGCUGAGCGGCUGAGACGUGGACAGGAAGGGGAGGAGGCCGAGGCAGAUCUGAUUGAUUUUGGAUGAUAUGCAAAGUCAUUCAUGGAAAUAUAUUGUUUUACCCGCUCGGAUAUUGAGGUGUAAACUUGUAAAUAUUUGCGAUAAACUCAGUUCGGAGGACCUUUUGAUUCCGUCUUCGUCGUUCAAAGCUUUUAAAUCAUCACUGUUUGGAGUCUCAGGUCUAUGUGUGUUCUGUUAAUAAAUUAACUUUUUAUUCCA
Messenger RNA from Gadus morhua (Atlantic cod), 1286 nucleotides. RefSeq names its product sesquipedalian-1. The record is from RefSeq and is a predicted model, not a curated record. The transcript has 4 exons. Gene Ontology annotation, biological process: endosome organization; receptor recycling; retrograde transport, endosome to Golgi. Gene Ontology annotation, cellular component: trans-Golgi network; early endosome; recycling endosome. Lineage: Eukaryota; Metazoa; Chordata; Actinopteri; Gadiformes; Gadidae. Bases 348 to 1094 code for a protein of 248 amino acids.